GAGCCUCAGUAACGAACGAACCAACGAACGAGCCAUUCUUGCCACAACCUUUCGACAAAAGACAACACAAUGAGUGGAACAAAAAUCACCUACGUUACUGAGGUCCCUCCGCCCCCACAGGAGGUCAUCAUUGUCCCCACUGCACCACCAGCAGAACCAGCGAAACCACCAAAUCCUACUAUAAAAGUCACCACAAGAACGAGUUACUUCAAACAACGAAACAGACAAAUGUGUGUCCAAAAUGCAGUUUUCUUUCUGCUCAUCUAUGGAGGAAUGGACCUGGCCGACAGCUUGGGCUGGAACCAGUCCUAUAGCCUCCUGGUAACGAACGAGUUCUCCUACAGCUGGUUCAUAGGAUUCAUCAUUGGAGCCUUGGGCUCAUCCGUAACUAUGAUGUCCAUCCCAAAGGUGGCUUACUACGUUCUAGGAGGUGUAAUGGAACUGAUCGCCUCUAUUAUUGUUACCGCAGUACCCGAUGAUAGUGAGUGCGUCCUAGCCGCCCGGUACGUGGGCGGCGUGGGCAUCGGCCUGAUCACAGUGCCCUUCCUCGUCCAUAACGCCGAGGUGUCCCUCAUCAAUAACCGUGGCGUCGGAGCCGGAAUGGAGCAGGCUGGACUGACCAUGGGAAUUGCCUUCCAGGUGUGGUUCUCCUCGGAAUGGGAGAGCCUGGGUUACUCGCCCAGUCUGAUACACGGCGCGCUGGGCAUAGCAUUUAGCGUCAUUGGCCUGCUCCUGUGCAUCCUUGUGGUGGAGUCGCCAGUCUUCCACUUGCAGCAUAACCACGAGGAGAAGGCGCGUCAGUGCCAGAGGCAACUGAAUGCUGCCACCGCGACAAAGGACCUGGAGGAGGCCAAGAUUUACCUGGCGGAGAGCAACAGCCGAAGCCUAAUGGAAGACCUUAUGGGAUCUGUGCUGCCCUUCAUCAAGAUGCUCUUCUUCCGCUGCUUCGUGGCCUUCUCCAUCUCGAUGCCGCUGGUCAGGUCCUUUGUCAUGAGCAGCCGAGUAGCCAUCGGCUACUUCUACGCCUGGCCGAUAUACGUCUGGGGCGCCCUGCGAGUGAUUGGCGUCCUUGUGGGCCUGGUGUGUUUGGACAUGGCGGGUCGGAAGGCCGCGUCCCUGUUGGGACUUCUCUGUAUGGCCGGACUGAUCCUGGGCCUAGCCGGGAUUUACGGAAACAUCAGCAGCUGGUACUCCAUGGCAUCGGCCUCCAACAUUGGACUGGCUUUCCAGGCGUUUGCCGGACUCUUUAUCUGCUCCUCCUCGACCUACAUGGGCGAAGCCUUCCCGCUGCGUCUGAAGCCGUUCCUGGUCGGCUUCAUUGUGUGCAUGGAGCAGGUGGUCCACGUAAUCGUCCUUGCCUGCGUGAACACUUUGGACUUCACAGUGUACUUCCAGUACUUCCUGGCCGUGGGAAUAAUCAUGGUAGUAUUCCUGAUAUUCUUUGUGGUAACCAUGCCGGAGACAAAGCGGGUUACUCUUCGAGAAUCGGGAAAACGUUUCCAGCAACUACUCUAUAUACGGUUGAUAUAAGCCUGGUCCACUCACACCAGGGUUUAGGGAAGGAUUUUUGGUGAUUUCUACUUUAGAUUAAUAAAAUGAGAAUCAUGUUUAUUGUAUUCUAGAUUGUAGUAUUUAAAGUUAUAUGUUUUAUACAAUUAUAGUUACUUUAAAGAUA
This is a messenger RNA of Drosophila ananassae, 1675 nucleotides long. RefSeq lists its product as uncharacterized. NCBI's taxonomy places the organism in Eukaryota, Metazoa, Arthropoda, Insecta, Diptera, Drosophilidae. Gene Ontology annotation, cellular component: membrane. Gene Ontology annotation, molecular function: transmembrane transporter activity. The coding region runs from base 70 to 1530 and encodes 486 amino acids. The transcript is spliced from 3 exons. The record is from RefSeq and is a predicted model, not a curated record. Gene Ontology annotation, biological process: transmembrane transport.